Molecule: messenger RNA, 851 nt
Organism: Hypoxylon trugodes
Lineage: Eukaryota; Fungi; Ascomycota; Sordariomycetes; Xylariales; Hypoxylaceae
Product: Sybindin-like protein
Exons: 4
Coding region: 141-635 (164 amino acids)
Biological process (GO): endoplasmic reticulum to Golgi vesicle-mediated transport
Cellular component (GO): TRAPP complex
Source: RefSeq, a predicted model, not a curated record
CAUCAUCAAUACAAACAUUGAGCCCCAUUUUCCCUCCUCAGGUGCUUAUGACCUUUGUAUAUGUACGAAACACGGUGUAAGAUCUCAUAGGUGUUCGGGUCUCCAGGACUAUUCUUAGAAACCUUCAUUUUCUCUAUACAAUGGUCGUACUAGCUCUCAUCGUGAUUAACAAGGCUGGUGGUCUUAUCUACAAUCGGACCUUUGGAGAUGGAUUGAAUCAGCUCAACACCAAUGACUACCUUGUGCUUGCUGGUACCUUUCACGGAGUCCAUGCCAUAACGGCCCGUCUCAAUCCACUCAAGGGGUUAAUGCAUGCUCAACACCAGCAACAGCAAGCGGCAGCAACUGCGGGAGGUGUAGCAAUACCAAGCCGGCCCGAUCCUCCGUCAGGCCUUGAGGUCCUAGAGACAGAGAACUUCCGUCUGCAAUGCUUCAACACAUUAACUGGUACUAAGUUCCUUCUGUUCACGGAUACGAUGCAGACCAACAUAGAUGUGGCUAUGCGCAGAGUUUAUGAUUUAUAUUCCGACUACGUCAUGAAGAACCCUUUCUACCAACUUGAGAUGCCUAUUCGUUGUGAGACCUUCGAUAGGAAGCUGAACUCAUAUAUCAGGGAGAUCAACAACUCCAGAUAGGGUACCGACUUCUGUUAUUAGCUUAUCAUCGGGGGCGCGAAGGAAAUCUUGCCUUUUUGAUCGGCAAGGUCAUGGAUUAAUUAUAAUUGCAUCAUCGCAUGGGGUUUGGGGUUUGAAAGGUUAUUUGUUUCGAUGCGGCUAGAGUUAUGCUCCUUUUAUAGAAUUGAGGUCGCUCUGCCAUUUCACAGGGACGGUAUUUUCGCCGAAAAUUCGCCC